AAGGAAACUUAAAUGAUUGGGAGGUGGAUGCACUCCAAAAUCUGUUAGGGAGUUAAUUAUCAAAAAAAAAAAAAAAAACUGUUAGGGAGUUUGCAGGAGGUUCAAGUCAAUCUGAACUCUAGUGAUACUAGAGUUUGGACUUGUGAAAAGAAUCGAUGAUUCACUAUUAAAUCUUGUUGUGCAGCCAGGCUUGGUAAUGGUUUUAAAGUGGCCUGAUCCUGGUUUUGGAAGUCUCAGGUUCCCUCAGAGAUUGUCUCUUUCUUAUGGCUUGCAGCAAGGGGUAAAGUUCAAACAGUGGAUGUUUUACUAAAGCAAGGCUUGACCUUCAAAGGUACUAGUGGUUUAUGUGGGUCAGCUUCUGAAUCUGUAAAUCAUUUGUUGAUUCACUACCUGCUUACUUAUCGGGUGUGGUGUCAUUUCUUUGGGCUCUUUCAUAUCCAGUGGGUCUUACCCUGUUCUGUAGCUGAUAUGUUAUCCUCUUGGAGGUAUGGUGCUUUCUCUGCCUGGGGAAAAUUAACUUCAUGGAAAGAGAAGAAAGAAAUAACAUUCCAAUCCAAUGGACAGUCCACCCUUGAAUUCUUUCCAAUUUUACUAAGAAUUACCUAUCACUGCUAUCAAGCCACCACCUCCUAUACAUCAUGUCUUGCCUAGGAGAAACCUAGCUCAUAUGGUUCAGCAUCAAGAAGAAAUAAAUACUAAGCCAGUUCUAGGGUUUAUGGGUUUACCCUACUUGAACCGACUCAGGGAAGUAGCCUUGGUUGGCCUUGGUGAAACCAACCUUGGUGGGAGUAGCCUUGAAACCAAACCUUCCCUUUUGUACUUUAUGCAAUGAGAUGAGUGAGUAUCCAAUUAUCAAUGAACAGGAAAAAAGGAUUCCUACUUGUGUUAGUAGUCCUUCAAAGUUGGCAUUUGAAUGGGCUUUCAAAAGAAGGCCAGGUAAUUUGGAGAGCAGGUCUAGCUUUAGUGAUCUGGACAAUAUGGAUAGAAAGAAACAAAAGAAUGUUUGAAAAUGUGUAUGUUUCAGAGGACAAUAUGGACAGAAAGAAACCAUGUACACUGUACACAUGGUGCCUAUUGUCAUCUGACCAUGUCACCCAAUUUGUCAGCCUCUUGUUUAUUAAGGUUUUAUUAGCAACUACCAAAACCUUAGGCCACACUCGAUAGCACAUAAAUUGACCAACGAAUUCUGAAAUUUUUUUACUUUUUAGAGGUUAGUAGGAAAAAGUAUGAUUCAGAGGUCAAGGAUGUAAAUCUUGUGGGAUUUGAAGGUUUAAUCUUUAUAGGUCUAUAAGCCCAUGAUAAUCUUUGCCUGGUUAUUCAUACUGCAAGGAGUAUUUUAUGCAAUUAUUUGAGUAUGAGGUUUAGGUCAUUAAACUAGUUUAGGUUUGGGACAUUAAAUGUAUAAAAGUUCAAAUAAACAAUUCUAGCUAAAACAGAUUCACAAGCCUUGUUCAUUGAUUUCAGCAUCAUUAAGUAUAAACCUGUAAAAGCUUUUUCAGUACUUCAGCAUAGCUAUUGCAUGCUUCUCUGUUUUGUUUCAGGUUAUUGCAUGUUGUAUGACCAUAGAUCARAACUUUGAGAGAUGCAAAUACAAUAAAAUUUGUAUCAAUGUUCCUAGGUUAGURUAUAUAAUCUGAUAUAUCACAUACAAUCUAGCUCCAAGGUAGCUUCCUACAAUCAGUCACUUGUUUGUCUAUAAAAAUUACUUAUUUGUUACACUUGUUUUUGUUUUAUAUGGUGAAUAUAUGAUAUUAGAGAUGUGUCCAAAUGUUUUCUACAAAUUAUUUUGUAUUUCUUAUACUUUUGUGUGUUUUAUUGCUUCCUUUCUUUUAGAACACUAGAAAUAAUCUUUGUUUGAGGGUGUAUUCUUCAUAUUCAUACUUUCAUAUGCCAAAAAUAUUGAUAAUUGUUUAUUUUUAGAUAUAACUUUUUUUCCUGAAAGUGAUAUAGGAGCUGACAUGUCAAAUAUGAGAUUUUCUAAAUAUAUAUUGAUGGGUAGUGUGAUUAUUGUUGUAAAAUUUUGAAGCUUUUUUUGAGUCWUUAGUUUUCCUAACUGGUAUUUGAGUCAUUAAAGAGAGUAUUUACUUUUCCAGCAUGUAAAUUAUAUAGGCAUUCUAGAAUGAAUUCCCCAAUUUAUCUAUUUAUUUAUUUGUUUGUUUAUUUAUUUUCUAUGAAUAGAUGGAUCAAAAUUUGCUUUAUAAAAUUGUUGGGGCUGCAACUGCUAUGGUUGCAGUUACAUUUUCAUUGUUGCAAGAAUAUGUGGAUUAUAUUGAUAGGGAACCAUCCGUGAACCGGGAUUUUGAGCGAAGGGAUUUAUUGGAUAGAUUAUAUGGACAAAAAGAAAUAGAUUGUUAUAACCAAUUGAGAAUGGGAAAAACAGCCUUUGCAAGGCUAUGCAAGAUUAUUCGUGAGAUAGGAAGAACACAUGAUACAAUGAGGUGCACGGUAGAAGAAUAAGUGGCACGCUUCCUACACAUAUUGGCACACAACAUUAGGAAUAGAACAAUGGGCUUUUAUUUUAGUCGGUCUGGUGAGACUGUGAGCYGUCAUUUCAACAAUGUAUUGAAUGCUUUGUUGAGCUUGGAGGAUAGGUACUUGAUUCAACCAAGUGGUACUGAAACACCUCCAGAAAUUAGAAACCGACAUGAUUUUUGGCCAUAUUUCAAGGAUUGUGUUGGGGCAAUCGAUGGCUCACACCUCCCUGUGAAAGUCACUUCUACUGAUGUUGCUAGGUUUCAAGGUCGUAAAUCUUAUCCCACACAAAACAUCCAUGCUGCAUGCACUUUCAAUUUGUUGUUCACAUAUGUAUUACCUGGUUGGGAGGGUGCCGCAUUGGAUUCUCACAUGCUUAACAAUGCUCUGAGGGGAGAGCAUAAAUUAGAGGUCCCUCAAGGUAAAUAUUAUCUUAUAGACGCAGGAUUUUCAUUAAAGACGGGGUUCAUUACACCAUAUCAAAACACAUGAUACCAUCUAAAGGAAUGGGGUGCACAUCAACCUGAGAACCCAAAAGAACUAUUCAACCUUCAACACUCAUCACUUAGAAAUGCCGUUGAACGGAUCUUUGGGGUAUUGAAGAAAUGCUUUCCAAUCUUGGUAUCUCAGCAGCAUUACCCUUUUAAGUCACAGGUGAAGAUUGUGUCUGCAUGCUGCAUCUUAUACAACCAUGCCAUGGGUGUGGAUCUGUAUGAUUUCAUCAUGCGUCAGUAUGAUCGAGAAGCAGUUGAUACUGAGGAUGAUGUUGGAAUUGAUGAUUUAAAUGAUGAUAGAGCAGACAAUACACAAAUCUCCCAGCUAUCUCAACGAGCUAGUAGAAAUGAACAAUCAAGGGAAGGAAUUCGUCAGAGAAUAAAUAGCUACCCAAAUGUGGGUUGAUUAUGUCUUGUAUUGAUCUAGGGCUCGGCAUUAAUAUAUUCCUGUUGUU
Messenger RNA from Nelumbo nucifera (sacred lotus), 3421 nucleotides. The record is from RefSeq and is a predicted model, not a curated record. NCBI's taxonomy places the organism in Eukaryota, Viridiplantae, Streptophyta, Magnoliopsida, Proteales, Nelumbonaceae.